ACAAUAGAGCGGCGAGUUGACGCGCGUCGUGCAGCCUGCAGCCUGCAGACGGCGGGGGAGCAACCAUGAAGGUGCCGGUGAUCGCGGCGCUGCUUCUCCUUGGCACCAGCCUGUCACCGACGGCCUGGUGUGCGGAGGUGGAGGAGCGCCUGGUGAGUCACCUCCUGUCAGUGGAGCGCUACAACAAACUGAUCAGACCGGCGGUCAACAACAGCCAACAAGUCACCAUCUACAUCCAAGUGUCUCUCGCCCAACUCAUCAACGUGAACGAGAGGGAGCAGAUCAUGACCACCAACUGUUGGCUCACUCAGGUGUGGCACGACUACAGGCUGAUGUGGGACCCCGACGAGUACGACGGCAUCAAGAAGAUCCGCCUCCCGACGCAGCACAUCUGGCUGCCCGACAUCGUCCUCUACAACAACGCUGACGGCACCUACGAGGUCUCCUUCUACUCCAACGCCGUGGUCUCCAACAACGGCGAGGUGGCCUGGCUCCCUCCGGCCAUCUACAAGUCGGCCUGCAAGAUCGAAGUCCGCGACUUUCCCUUCGACCAGCAGAACUGCACCCUCAAGUUCCGCUCGUGGACCUACGACCACACCGAGAUCGACCUCAUCCUCCUGAGCGACUUCGCCAGCCGCGACGACUUCAAGCCCAGCGGCGAGUGGGACAUCGUGUCGCUGCCGGGACGCAAGAACGAAGACCCCAACGACGUCCGCUACCUGGACAUCACCUACGACUUUGUCAUCAAGAGGAAGCCUCUCUUCUACACCAUCAACCUGAUCAUCCCCUGCAUCCUCAUCACCUCCCUGGCCAUCCUGGUCUUCUACCUGCCCUCGGACUGUGGCGAGAAGAUGACCCUGUGUAUCUCCGUGCUCCUGGCGCUCACCGUCUUCUUGCUCCUGAUCUCCAAGAUCGUGCCGCCCACGUCCUUGGCGGUGCCGCUGAUCGGGAAGUACCUGAUGUUCAGCAUGGUGCUGGUCACCUUCUCCAUCGUCACCAGCGUGUGCGUGCUCAACGUGCACCACCGCUCGCCCAGCACGCACACCAUGCCGCCUUGGGUGAAGCGAGUCUUCAUGUACCGCCUGCCCACCUACCUCUUCAUGAGGAGACCCGGCCGCUCCAACACCCGCGAGAGGUUCCGCAAAAAACACCAGCAGCGGACCUUCUCGGAGAAGAAAGACGGGGGGUUGGGCAUCUCCUCCCCCUCCUUCUACGUCAACGAGGAGUCGGCCAAACGCUACGGCUGGACCUUCGGCGACUUGGCGGACAACGCGGAGCUCAGGAGGAGGGCCACGCUGAAGAGAGGCAUCGACGUGGAGGACGCGGUGGACGGCGUGCGCUACAUUGCGGACAAGAUGAAGAGUGAGGAUGACGAUGAAGGGAUCAUUGAGGACUGGAAGUACGUGGCGAUGGUCAUCGACCGUCUCUUCCUGUGGAUCUUUGUGUGUGUGUGCGUGGUGGGCACCCUGGGUCUCUUCAUGCAGCCUCUGUUCCAGAGCUACAACACCCCCGUUGUUGAAGACUUAGACCAGAACUAAAUCUGAUAAACACAAUCUACCUUCAAAUCCUUCUUCCUUCUUCCCAGAAGCCAACACAUGAACCUCUGAUGAUGCACUUGAACCCUCUGCCUCCAUCCAGCAUCUGUCCUCCCCCGACCUCCUUACCCCCGCUCAUCAAGGUAUUGAUCAUGUGACCCUGAUCCACAUGAUUGCUGACA
This is a messenger RNA of Entelurus aequoreus (snake pipefish), 1717 nucleotides long. RefSeq names its product neuronal acetylcholine receptor subunit beta-2-like. The transcript has 6 exons. Gene Ontology annotation, biological process: monoatomic ion transmembrane transport; nervous system process; regulation of membrane potential. Lineage: Eukaryota; Metazoa; Chordata; Actinopteri; Syngnathiformes; Syngnathidae. The record is from RefSeq and is a predicted model, not a curated record. Gene Ontology annotation, molecular function: transmembrane signaling receptor activity; acetylcholine-gated monoatomic cation-selective channel activity. Gene Ontology annotation, cellular component: neuron projection; synapse; postsynaptic membrane. The coding region runs from base 66 to 1538 and encodes 490 amino acids.